CGACCAUCUUCCCUCUCUCUAGUCCCUGUAGCUGCUCCUGUCUCCAGCUUGACCCCACGACUGUGUCGCUGCCUGCAUCGAGGCAGCCUGCCUCCCAAGACCCUCUGCGUCCUCUAUGCAGAGGGACAAGAGGACAGGGAAGGCAUGGAUGGAGUCCAUUCUGUACCCUGUGCCUGGGAUCCCAUGGGGGCGCAGUAAAUCCUGAGGCCCUGCCAGCCACACUCCACCUGCGGUGCAGGCCCAGACUUCACAGGAAGCUGCCACUCUUACCCGGAACAUACGUCCACAAGCGUCUCCCACGGUGGCCGCUCCCAGCCUCAGAAGCCAGCCUAGGACACCCGCUCUACCUUCCUGGCAGGAAUUUGGGGCUUCCUUACCUCUGAGCCAACACCUGGACCCUGCCUCAAAACCAGGCCUAGGACUGAUCUUCCCUUUGUGCCUGGUCUGCCCCAGUGGCUGUUGUUCUGGGCCAUGGCCCACAGGUGGGGCUUGGGGCCUGGGCAGCUGCAAGCUGUGAGCAUUUUACUCCUCCUUGGACUAAUCCGGUUGGGAAUGGGACCUGAUAGAGCUGCAGCCCUCUGCGGUACAGUCUUCCAGCCCCGAAUCACGGGUGGCAGUGACUCAGCUGCUGGUCAGUGGCCCUGGCAGGUCAGCAUCACCUACAAUGGCAUCCACGUGUGUGGUGGGUCUCUCGUGUCUGCUCAGUGGGUGCUGUCGGCUGCUCACUGCUUCCCCAGAGACUACUCUAAGGAAUCCUACGAGGUAAGGCUGGGAGCCCACCAGCUGGACUCUGUCACCAGCAGCGACAAGGUCCUCACCUUGGCCGAGAUCAUUGUCCACCCCAGCUACCGGGACGAGGGCUCAGAGGGCGACAUUGCACUGCUCCAGCUCAGCAGCGCUGCCUCUUUCUCCCGCUCGGUCAGGCCCAUCUGCCUCCCUGCAGCCAACGCUUCCUUCCCCAACGGCCUCAAGUGCACGGUUACUGGCUGGGGCCACGUGGCCCCCUCAGUGAGCCUUUCAGCCCCGAAGGUGCUACAGCAGCUUGAGGUGCCACUGAUCAGUCGUGAGACAUGCAACUGCCUGUACAACACCAGCCCCAGGCCCGAGGAGCCCCACACCAUCCGGCAGGACAUGGUGUGUGCUGGCUACGUGGCGGGGGGCAAGGACGCCUGCCAGGGUGACUCUGGCGGACCCCUCUCCUGCCCUGUGGAGGGUGUUUGGUACCUAGCAGGCAUUGUGAGCUGGGGUGACGCCUGCGGGGCCCCCAGCAGGCCUGGUGUGUACACGCUGACUUCCAGUUAUGCCUCCUGGAUCCACGUCCAUGCCCAAGAACUCCAGCCUCAUGUGGUGCCCCAGGCCCAGGACAUCCAGCCUGACAACCACCUGUGCAGUAGGAGCCUGGCCUUCGGCUCCGCCCCAGCUCAGGGCUUGCUGCAACCCAUCCUGUUGCUGCCACUGAGCCUGACCCUGAGCCUCUUCUGCCCCCGGCACAAGCACUGACCCGCUCCCAGGACCCAUGCAUCACACCCAAGGACACACACCUGCUCCCAGGAAGGGAAGUGGCUGGCCUUUCCCGUCUCUUGUAGCUUUUGGGCCUGGAGCCCUGCUUGGCCACCCCUUCCUCCUGGGACUCUGGGGCGUCAGGCACCAUCUGGAUCUUUGGGCCCAUUCUUCUAGAUUGGCUCUUUGGAACUGUGACCCAGGGUCAAGAGUUUUAUGGCCUGUGGUACUGGCCAGAACCACCUACUGCUGUCCGUGCCCUAUUGGUCGGGCUCCUGUGGAGCUCCACGGCCCUAGCUAUGAACACAGCCUCACUCCCACCCACUCCUGUAAGACUGGGCAGCUGCCUGGCCGACGCCUGCCCUGCCUGGUGAGCCCAUCACGUGGCUCCUGCCUGCUGGGCUCGCCCACCUCUGAGACGGGAAAGACCUCAGUCUUGCCCCACGGGCCACCCCCGCCUGAGUUCUGACUCCCAGACUCCGGAGGACUGAGCCCCCACCGGGACUGAACUGGCAGCUUGGGUCAGGGGUGGGGGAUAAAGGAGUAAAAUGUUUUGUGCACAAUUAGCUGUGUCUGAAAUGGAAUCAAGAAUGCCAAAUCGUGGCCCCUCCCUCCCACCUCUUAAGCCCUGAGCCACCAGUAGAAUUUACUUUAUUAAAAAA
Heterocephalus glaber (naked mole-rat) is the source of this 2162-nucleotide messenger RNA. The record is from RefSeq and is a predicted model, not a curated record. NCBI's taxonomy places the organism in Eukaryota, Metazoa, Chordata, Mammalia, Rodentia, Bathyergidae.